Molecule: messenger RNA, 408 nt
Organism: Emiliania huxleyi CCMP1516
Lineage: Eukaryota; Haptophyta; Isochrysidales; Noelaerhabdaceae
Exons: 2
Biological process (GO): protein localization to membrane
Cellular component (GO): membrane
Source: RefSeq, a predicted model, not a curated record
GGGGUGCUCCCGUUCGGCUCCAUCUUCAUCGAGAUGUACUUUGUCUUCACCUCCUUCUGGAACUACAAGUUUUACUACGUCUACGGCUUCAUGCUGCUCGUCUACCUCAUCCUCGCCGUCGUCACCGUCUGCGUCACCAUCGUCGUCACGUACUUCCUGCUCAACAACGAGGACUACCGCUGGCCGUGGGUCGCCUUCGCCUCCUCCGCCUCCACCGCCGGCUACGUCUUCCUCUACUCGCUCUACUACUUUGUCGUCAAGACGAAGAUGUCGGGCUUCUACCAGACAGUCUUCUACCUCUGCUACAUGGGCAUCUUCAGCCUCGCGCUCGGGCUCAUGUGCGGCGCGCUCGGCUACGGAGGGUGCCGCCUCUUUGUCCGCCGAAUCUACUCGAACAUCAAGAACGAU